GUUGUAUAACGAAAUGGCAUCUAAAAAGCCGCCGUCAAAUAUGCGUAAAGUUGAGAAAAUAGCUUCAAGUGACUCAAAAAAUUUAUCCACCGAAAAUGAAGUCAGUAGUGGAAAUAACAGUGGUGCGAGGAGGAAAACCAAAUCGUCGGGCACAAUUGUAAAGUCUAGGUACAUGCAAACCGAAACAAAGGCUCCUGCAAAGAGCAGUGUACAGCAGCAAUCGAUACUGAUGCCACCCAGACCGUCCUCUCCCAGAAUAGGCAACACACGAAAGCCGAGGGAUGGCGUCCUGUCGAGACGUACAAUAAGCACUCUGGCAUGCAAUGACUGUGAGUCGGCCUCCAGCAUUCUGGAACCAUCAAAUUUGGGAGGAAAUGUUUUUCAGUCGACUGUGUUGGACGGCCACUACAUACGUCCAGAUUUUGAUGUCUCCGUUAUUAAAGACAAAGUUGCGCUGCCAGGCACAGUGGACCCCAAGAAUGAAGAAAGGGACAUGGCGAUGGAGACGUUUUUGCUGGCCUUCCUCACUGCUAAGAUUGAACAUAAUACCCGAAAAAUGAGAGAGGAGGCUGAGAGGAAUAUUCUGGCCGUCAUGGAGAAAGAGCAGCAGUUGAGAGCACAAGUUAACCAAAAGAAACGACAGUAUCUGCUGCUGGAAAAGCAGAAACAACUCAACAGUUUACUGGACGUACAGAUUGAGGCUUUAAGUCCUGUUGCUGCUGCAGCAAACACAUUUGCAGAGGAGUACAAGUCAUUUGCCCAAGCCGUUGAUGCCACGAGACACAAGCUUCCUGUGAGGAAUGUGCACAUUGGAGAGGACCCAGAGCAGUUUUUAGACAAAGCGGUCGGAUGUCUGAGUCAGAGCGAGCGACUCUUGCAACACUAUACAAAGGACAUUCCCACUGACUGUGAGGCUUUAACAGAGUGUCUUGGAGAGAUGAAAAAUACAGCAAAUGAAAUCAGCCAGGAGCUGACAAGGACUUUUUCUGAUCUUCUGGAGGUGUCUUCAUUAGUAAGCCGGGAGACAGUUUUGGUCCAGCAGUCACUGGAGGAAGGCCAGAUCGGACAGAGCACAGCCCAGACACUCUUCUGCCCCUCCAUGACAUGAUAUGCUGUAUGAUUAAGGCAUCUAUUUCCAAUGAAAUAAUUAAAGAAUGUGAAUAAUCAA
This is a messenger RNA of Rhinichthys klamathensis goyatoka, 1168 nucleotides long. It is a transcript of the gene haus8, whose product is annotated as HAUS augmin like complex subunit 8. NCBI's taxonomy places the organism in Eukaryota, Metazoa, Chordata, Actinopteri, Cypriniformes, Leuciscidae. Gene Ontology annotation, cellular component: nuclear microtubule; centrosome; cytoplasm. Bases 14 to 1108 code for a protein of 364 amino acids. The transcript is spliced from 10 exons. Gene Ontology annotation, biological process: centrosome cycle; spindle assembly. Gene Ontology annotation, molecular function: microtubule binding. The record is from RefSeq and is a predicted model, not a curated record.